GUUUGGCGGCUCAGUCGCCGCCGCACAUCCGGAUUCAUCUUAAAGGGUUGCCGCUGUGUCCGCCGCCGAUCCUCCCCCCACCCCCCGCAAUAGAGGGACUCCCCCCUCCCCGCCCCACCUGCAAACUUGCUGGAGCUGCACCGCAGGCUGAUUGCAGGUGCUGGUAAGCCUCUGGGAACACUGCUGGUAUCAUGGAGCCAUGGGUGUAUCUAGACCAGCGUCAGAAGGCUCUGUAUCGAGAUGUUAUGCAAGAAAGCUAUGAGACACUGAUGUCUCUUGCAGCUAAUCAACUGCUAAACAACAAUAACCACGACGAUGAUGAGGAGGAGGAGGAGGACGACGACGAAGAUGAAGGCAUGGAAGAAUUGCGGCCAGGGACCUCUCAAAGUGCGCCCAGAAAGGUCAAGCCCUUGACGAGACGGGAAACUCCCAAGCAGCCAAAGAUCAUCCCAGUGGUGAAGAAGGACAAAGCCACCCAGCGUGGACAUGCCUUGAAAAAAAGCCUUGAGAGACGCUGCUCAGAUUGUACGAGGACCCUUCAUUCCGCCGGCAGAGGGCGCCAGAGGAGUGAAGCCAACGCCGCUCGGGAGAAGCCGUUCCAGUGUAGCGACUGCGGGAAAUGCUUCAUCUGGAGCUCCCACCUCGAGCGCCAUCGCCGGAUGCACACGGGAGAGAAGCCCUUCAAAUGCCUCAACUGCGGGGAAGCCUACAGCCAGAACUUCCACCUCUUGCAGCACAGCUGUGCCCAGCUGAUCGAAAAGCCCUUCAAGUGUCCUGAGUGCGGGAAACGCUUUGCCCAGAGCUCGGCCCUGGAGAACCAUCAGAAAGGCCAUACGGCAGAGAAGCCCCAUAAGUGCUUGGACUGUGGGAAAUGCUUCAUCUGGGCUUCCCACCUGGAGAGGCACCGGCGGGUCCAUACCGGAGAGAGGCCUUUCAAGUGCCCUGAAUGUGGAGAGUCGUACAGCCAGAGUGCCCAUUUGGCCAAGCACCGGCGUAACCACAUGGGCGAGCGCCCUUACAACUGCCCUGCCUGCUGGAGAAGCUUCGCUCAGAUCUCUGAGCUGGAGGAACACAAGAAGACCCAUCUGGGCUGCGAGGACUGUGGCAAGGUCUACCGGAGUCGGCAGACCCUGAUGCGGCACCAGCGGGGACACCACCGCGAGCGCACCCAUCUCUGUGAAGAGUGUGGGAAAGGCUUCGUGUGGGCCUCCCAUCUUGAGCGCCACCGUCGGGUGCAUACUGGGGAGCGCCCGUUCCCUUGCCCCAUCUGCGGGGAGAAGUUUGCCCAGAAGGUACACCUCCUUCACCACAACAAGACUCACUCUCACACCCGGCCCUACAAGUGUGGGGACUGCGACAAAUGCUUCGGGGACAGCUCUGCUUUCCUAGCUCAUCAGCGGGGUCACGCCAUGGAGAAGAACCACAAGUGCCAGUAUUGCUCCAAAAGCUUUGCCUGGAGCUCCCACUUGGAAAGGCAUCAGCGCAUCCACACGGGGGAGAAACCCUACAAGUGCCCCGAUUGCCCCGAGCACUUUAGCCAGACUUCCCAGCUCUUCAAGCAUCAGCGCUGUCACCUAGGCAAGAGGCCCUACAAGUGCAGUGAAUGUGGGCGCAGCUUCAGCACCACCCUGGAAGUCCUCAUCCACCAGCGGACCCACUUUGGGACCAAGCCCUUCCGUUGCUCCAGCUGUGGGAAGGGGUUCACCCGCCGAGCCAACCUGCUCAAGCAUCAACGGUGCCAUGCUAAGGAGUCCCCUAAGGAGCAUUUAAUUGAACUGAAAUGUGAAGGCAACGGGUUCUCCGAUAUUUAACGGUUGGGAAUCCCGGCAAGAGGAGGCCAUUGCCGAUGUUCUGGGGUUGUGGAGACUCCAGUCCUUGUUCAGCUCUUAACAACAGGACCCGAUGCUAUGGACGUGGUGGGAGAGAAGGACGCUUUAGGAAAUGUCUAGGACAAUGGGAAGGCCACAGAAAAGUCUUGGUGAAGAGGUAUGGCUGUCACCAGCAUACGAAAGAAGAUCUGCCAAGAAGACCAAUAAUAGCCAUGUCCAUCGGCGAUGAGGAUCCUGAUUUAGAGUCCACGCGGAUGACUUUAUUUCACAUUUAGUCGAUACUGUACAUAUCAAUGUGCCCCAAGUAUGGGGGGGAAAAGCUUUAUUCACUGUUCAUGUUUACGUUCGGUAGCCUUUCCUCAGAUAGACCAAUUCUCCCCCCCUCACAAUCCAUUUUUUUUUUUUUGGAAACUCUGGAUGAUGAAGCUUUAACAAAUUCUGAAGGCUGACCUCCAGACCUUAAUAUGCCUGACUGAGACUUUACUAAAUGGUGUGGAAAUCUGCAUGGGGGCCUGAAAACAAGCAUUUUUAAGCCUCUUGAAUGUGGAGGGGGAAAAAAAAGCUUUAUUGACUAAAGAACCUAAACACCUGAGGCUUUGUGCUGGCCAAUUGUAUUUUAGUGACUACCAUAAUUAGAUGGUACAGUAGAACCUGAAUAUCUAGAGACUAUCUUAAUAUCAAACUAUUCCAUUCUUGAUACAUUGUUGAGGGGGGGGGGACAUACGCGCUACAUUGAUAAAAAAAAACAACUCCCUAUUUUUUCUUGGUUUUUAGAAUCCUAGCUGUUUAGUUUCUGCUUAACUAGUUUGGAGAGAUAUUACCUCCGCACAGAAAUAUUUGGAUUUCUUUUUCAGCAUUAACUAUAGAAACACUUGACUCUCCUUUCGUUAUGUGGAGUGUUGGUUUAAUGAGUCCCAGUCUACUAAGUACACUUGAUUUUGGUGCUUUAACCUAGGUGUUUCUGAUAGAUUGGUCACUCACAGUGGUUCGAUCUUACGCAGGGAAGUGGGAUCUGCUUAACCAAGAGAACAGAGGGUUCAUUUGGGUUGAUAUGGCCAAAAGGAGUAAUGUAUGGAGGGUAGACAAUAGAUAGGUUCCAGAAGAACCCAGAUAUGGGAAUGAGGAACACAUUUGUGGAUAGUUUAUGGAUGAUGGAACAAGUCAGAAUUCAGAGGUGCCAGCCUUGCAUUUUUCAAGAAAAUUAGAAGCCGUUUCAGGCAUUGACCUGAGUCAGCUGCGUAAUUUUUGUUUCAGAAUUAUGAGGGACAUUUAUGAGGGGCCUACCGAGGAGGUGUUGACAAACAGCACCUUGUAGUAUAAAAACGAAAGGAACAAUGAUACCCAGAAAUGUUGGAUUGUCAUGAGGGUAAGGGGAAAAAGAAGCAGAAUAUGAAUCUAUUCCAGAGAAGAGCAGGCUAGAAAUAGAACAAAAGAGGACAAAAACUCAAUGGGAGGGAGGGAAGAGCCUCCUGGCUGUGCAGGUUAACCCCUAGCAUUUGCCACUGGAGUGUGCAUGAUGUCCCUAGAAGUGGGGAGGAGAGAUGGCAAAAGGCUUUAGUGAAACCUGAAGAAGCUUGGGGUUUGAGAAAACUUGCUUGAGAAGAUACCUAUCUUCUACCAGGUGACUGGUGACUGGUGAUGGAAAGUGAAGUUGUCCACCAGGGAGAAUUCUAGGCAUGGGGGGAUGGAUGGCAAGGGCCUCAAGCAAAACCACCCUUGAGUCCUGAUGACCAGUGAAGUCUGAAAGGCUAUAUGAUGAAAACAGAGGGGAGGGUUGCUUUUCCAGUUGCUGAGGAGGUGAAUUGUUAUUUAUCCAGCUGCUGUACUUUCCUCAGAUCCUACCUCAGAUUCGUGUUCCAGGUGACUAACUGGAAGAAUCCAUCUCGCCCUUCACACUGUGCGGCAUGCUUCCUGAAGAGAUGCCCACAGAGGACUGGAAGCCUGGCCUUGCGGGAGAGUUUGGAGUUAUUGCAAACAUGCUGUGAUUCUGCACAUCCACAACAACUCUUUGAAACACCAAAUCACAGGAUUAAUAUAGAUGGAUGAUGUAUUGGUAAAAAGGUCUUUGUAACCCCGUCUCUUUCUCAUCCUAUUUGCCUGUGCUUCCCCAACCAAUUUCCUUUGCUUUACUCUCACGUUUUCCUUCAGAAGUUCAUUUGCUUUAUUGCUUUUGAGGUACCUGUUUGACAUGAUAUGCUUCUCUUGAUUUUGCUCUCACCCUAUUCCUCCAUUUGUUUUUGUCUAAAGCAAACAAGCAUUUUUUUCUGUUUUAGGACCCCUUUUCCCAACUGACUAAUAGAGUUGAAGAAGUUUCUAAUCUCUGAUUUUCUUGGUUGAUGGUUAGGAGUAAUCAAGUAAAAAAAAUGUAGCAUU
Thamnophis elegans (Western terrestrial garter snake) is the source of this 4202-nucleotide messenger RNA. Its product is annotated as zinc finger protein CKR1-like. Gene Ontology annotation, cellular component: nucleus. Bases 192 to 1811 code for a protein of 539 amino acids. Lineage: Eukaryota; Metazoa; Chordata; Lepidosauria; Squamata; Natricidae. Gene Ontology annotation, biological process: regulation of transcription by RNA polymerase II. The transcript is spliced from 3 exons. Gene Ontology annotation, molecular function: DNA-binding transcription factor activity; RNA polymerase II cis-regulatory region sequence-specific DNA binding. The record is from RefSeq and is a predicted model, not a curated record.